CCAGCCAGGCGGGAGGAAAUGCAGCGCACUGUCAACGAGCUGGCGGCGCAGGGGGUGAUUGAGCGGUCAGACAGUCCUUGGUCCUCAGCGGUAGUCCUGGUUAAGAAGAAGGACGGCACGCAGCGCUUCUGUGUGGACUACCGGGCGCUGAAUGAUGUGACUGUCAAGGACUCUUACCCCCUGCCUAGGAUCGACGACACGCUCGACGCACUGGUGGGGGCCAGGUGGUUCUCCACACUCGACCUGAAGUCGGGUUACCACCAGGUGGAGAUGGCAGAGGAGGAUAAGCCGAAAACCGCUUUCUCUUUCGGGCAGGGUUUGUGGCAGUUCAACGUCAUGCCCUUUGGUCUCUGCAACGCCCCUGGCUGUUUCGAGCGCCUGAUGGAGAGGGUGUUGGAGGGCCUGCAGUGGAAGACAGCGCUCGUCUACAUCGAUGACGUCAUCGUCUUCGGGAGCACCUUCGAGGAGGAGCUGGAGCGGCUGGAGGAGGUACUACAGCGGCUGAGGAAGGCCAACCUCAAGCUCAGCCCCAAGAAGUGUUCGCUCUUCCAGCACGAGGUGCCGUUCCUGGGGCAUGUCGUCAGUCGGGACGGCGUGUGCACCGACCCGCAGAAGGUGGCAGUGGUGGAGAAGUGGCCCGUUCCCACCAAUGUGGCGGAAGUUAGGAGUUACCUGGGCCUGUGCACGUACUACCGCCGCUUCGUGCAGGACUUCGCCAGCGUGGCAGCCCCUCUCCACCGGCUCACCAGGAAAGGGGCGUGCUUCCUGUGGGACGAGGAGUGCCAGGCCGCGUUCGACGGCCUGAAGAAGGCACUGGUGGAGGCACCGGUCCUGCCUUACCCGGACCCGAAGCUUCCCUACCUGUUGGACACCGACGCCAGUGCCGAGGGCGUCGGGGCGGUCCUGUCACAGGUGAAGGACGUGCUAGCGGGCGUCGCUGAGGGGGAUGACAAGUGGCGUAAGGCGCAGCGUGAGGACGCUGAUCUCGCUCCCAUCAUCCAGUGGCUCGAGGCUGGCGGGGAGCGCCCCGGCUGGGAGGCAGUGGCGGUGGAGAGCCCCGCCACCAAGUGCCUAGUAGAUCAGUGGGAAACUUUGCGAGUAGACGAGAGAGGUGUGUUAGUAAAGCGCUGGGAGGCGUUGAGCGGCGUGGGUGGUGACGCGUGGGUUGUAUUAGUGCCCCGAGCCUUGCGCGCUGAGGUGCUGAGGGAGUUACAUGCCGGGCUUACCAGUGGCCACUUGGGCGAGAAAAAGACCCUGUGCCGUCUCCGUCAACGCUUCUACUGGGUGGGAAUGCGAAGUGACGUGUCCGAGUGGUGUAGAGCGUGUGACGUGUGCAGUGCAAAGAAGGGCCCCGCCAAGAGAAACCGAGCUCCGUUACAGGUGUACUGCGUUGGGGCGCCCAUGGAGCGGGUGGCCGUGGACAUUGCCGGCCCGCUGCCUCUCACGCCACGGGGUAACCGGUACAUCUGUGUGGUGAUGGACUAUUUCACCAAGUGGCCCGAGGCGUAUGCACUCCCUAACCACGAGGCCGAGACCGUGGCGGGCGUGCUGGUGAAUGAAUUCUUUACCCGGUUUGGUGUACCCGCGGAACUGCACUCUGACCAAGGCCGUGAGUUUGAGUCCCGAGUGUUCCGGGAGUGUUGCGAGCUGUUGGGGGUGCGCAAGACCCGGACGACGCCCCUCCAUCCGCAGUCCGACGGCAUGGUGGAGCGCUUCAAUCGGACCCUAGCGCAACAGCUGGCCAAGUAUUGCGGGGAAGGCCAAGAAGACUGGGACGUCAAGCUGCCCGCUAUGUUGAUGGCGUACCGGUCCGCUGUGCAUGAGGCACCGGACUACACGCCCGCCCGCCUUAUAAUAUGA
Molecule: messenger RNA, 1860 nt
Organism: Eriocheir sinensis (Chinese mitten crab)
Lineage: Eukaryota; Metazoa; Arthropoda; Malacostraca; Decapoda; Varunidae
Product: protein NYNRIN-like
Exons: 3
Coding region: 19-1860 (613 amino acids)
Biological process (GO): DNA integration
Molecular function (GO): nucleic acid binding
Source: RefSeq, a predicted model, not a curated record